Megalobrama amblycephala (Wuchang bream) is the source of this 3202-nucleotide messenger RNA. RefSeq names its product NIMA-related kinase 8 (gene nek8). Gene Ontology annotation, molecular function: ATP binding; protein kinase activity. The record is from RefSeq and is a predicted model, not a curated record. NCBI's taxonomy places the organism in Eukaryota, Metazoa, Chordata, Actinopteri, Cypriniformes, Xenocyprididae. Gene Ontology annotation, biological process: protein phosphorylation.
UAUUUUGUCCCCUCUAGAACUCUGUAGGGGUACAGGAAGUGUUGCCUAUGGUGACGGGGCGCGUUUAGAAUCCAGAAAACAUGGAGAAGUACGAGAAGAUUAAAGUGGUCGGCAGAGGAGCAUUCGGGAUAGUGCACCUUUGUCGCAGACGCACUGAUGGCGCGCUGGUGAUCUUGAAGGAAAUCCCAGUUGAGCAGAUGACCCGUGACGAACGUCUCGCGGCCCAGAAUGAAUGCCAAGUCCUCAAGUUACUCAACCACCCCAACAUAAUUGAGUAUUAUGAAAACUUCCUUGAGGAUAAGGCGUUAAUGAUCGCAAUGGAAUACGCUCCAGGUGGAACCCUGGCUGAUUACAUACAGAAACGCUGCAACUCCUUGUUAGAUGAGGACACCAUAUUACAUUUCUUUGUUCAGAUCUUACUGGCUCUUUAUCAUGUGCACAAUAAACUCAUCCUACACCGGGACCUCAAAACCCAGAACAUACUCCUAGACAAGCAUCAGAUGAUAGUAAAAAUAGGAGAUUUUGGAAUCUCGAAAAUUCUUGUCAGCAAGAGCAAAGCUUAUACUGUUGUGGGGACACCGUGUUAUAUCUCUCCAGAACUUUGUGAAGGAAAGCCAUACAAUCAGAAGAGUGACAUUUGGGCCCUCGGCUGUGUGCUUUAUGAGCUUGCUAGUCUCAAGAGAGCUUUUGAGGCAGCAAACCUGCCAGCCUUGGUGCUGAAGAUCAUGAGUGGCACAUUUGCCCCCAUUUCAGAUCGUUACAGCCCAGAGCUGAGACAACUAAUUCUCAACAUGCUGAAUCUGGACCCAUCUAAAAGGCCCCAACUCAAUGAGAUAAUGGCUCAUCCCAUCUGCAUUAGGCCAUUGCUCAAUCUUUACACUGACAUAGGCAAUGUCAAAAUGCGCAGAAUAGAAAAGCCACUUUCUACUGUACAGACAGGGCCUCAUGGAAGACCUGGUGGACGCUUAGCAAGUACCAGAACCAGAGGAGGACUGUCAGGGCUAACUUCAACAAAGAUGAUGCACCCAUUGCCUUUAUCUUCAGUGUACACCUGGGGCAGUGGCAUUUCCACUCCUCUGCGUCUGCCCAUGUUAAACACAGAGGUUAUACAAGUGUCCCUGGGCCGCACACAGAAGAUGGGUGUCACCAAAUCUGGGAGGCUCAUCACAUGGGAGGCCCCCUCGGUUGGAUCCGGUGAGCCCACUCUGCCCGGCGCUGUUGAGCAGUUGCAGCCCCAGUUUAUCUCCCGCUUCCUGGAGGGACAGUCAGGUGUCACGAUCAAAUCUGUCUCAUGUGGUGAUCUCUUCACAACCUGCCUAACAGACAGAGGUAUAAUCAUGACGUUUGGAAGUGGAAGCAAUGGUUGUCUUGGACAUGGGAACUUCAACGAUGUGACACAGCCCAAGAUAGUAGAGGCUCUUCUGGGCUAUGAGUUGGUUCAAGUGUCUUGUGGAGCAUCCCACGUUCUGGCAGUGACCAAUGAGCGAGAGGUUUUCUCCUGGGGGCGAGGAGACAACGGCCGGCUUGGUUUGGCCACUCAAGACUGCCACAACUGUCCACAGCAGGUGAGUUUGCCAGCUGAUUUUGAAGCACAGCGUGUGCUGUGUGGGGUGGACUGCUCCAUGAUCAUGAGCACACAGCACCAGAUCCUGGCCUGUGGGAACAACAGAUUUAACAAGCUGGGUUUGGAUAAGGUCUCAGGCGCAGAGGAGCCUUCACCUCACGGUCAGGUGGAGGAGAUCCACACAUUCCAGCCUGUCCAGUCUGCUCCUCUAAAUGUUGAGAAGAUCGUUUAUAUAGACAUCGGCACAGCACACUCUGUUGCAGUCACAGAGAAAGGUCAGUGUUUCACCUUCGGCAGUAACCAGCAUGGGCAGCUUGGCUGCAGUUCCCGCAGAACCAGUCGAGUGCCCUAUCAAGUCUCAGGACUGCAGGGAAUCACCAUGGCUGCGUGUGGCGAUGCUUUCACUCUGGCUAUUGGAGCAGAGGGGGAUGUGUACACCUGGGGUAAAGGGGCACGUGGUCGACUCGGAAGGAAAGAAGAGGAUUCUGGGAUACCAAAGACAGUGCAGCUUGAUGAGAGUCACCCUUUCACUGUCACCUCGGUGGCUUGUUGCCAUGGAAACACACUGUUGGCUGUGAAACCAUUUUUCGAAGAGCCUGUUCCAAAGUGAUAGCGCUGCCUCUUGCUCCACACACUCCACAAAAAAGGCUCUGUCCAUAAGGAUUGAGGGAUUGGAUGCUAUAGUGUCGGUUCAUUGAGAAUUAUAAGCCAUGCAGUUGCGUUUAUAACGUGACAUAAUUUCCAGCUAUGUAAAGCUUUUUUUUUUUUUGACCAAAUGUAAAUACUUAUUAAUUUAUAACAGCAGAAUUGUUCCAAUUCUCUAUUUGCAGUAUUACAUAUUUUGUGUACAUAAAUUAGACUGAAAUAGGUUAAAAAAUAAUAAUAAAUAUGCAGUAUUGUAAAUAAUGCCUGAUUCAUCACUGAGGCCAGACUGAAUGGAAGAAAAAUAUUUAUGUGAAGAUAAUAAAGUGCUGCUUAUGUUUCCACAUAAUUGGAAGUUAAAACUCAAUUUUGAAAGUGCAUCAUAAAUAUAUGACUGGACAUUAUGACAGUUGUAAUGUGGGAGUUCAAAAAGAAAUUCUUUAAUAAAUAAAAGCUUUAAUAAUAAAUAUACAUUUAAAAUAAUAUAUUAUUUAUAUUGCUAAUAAUAAUAAUAUCUUAUUGUUAAUUAUAAUCAUUGUCAAUUAUUAACUAUUAAGUAUUGUUUUUUUUUAGCUAGAAUGCAUAUUAAUGUAUAUUGCAUAUUAAAAAGCAUACUCAUUUUUUAUUCUCAGAUGAAUACCAUCAACAUGGCAGAAAACACAGCGCUCGUGCGUCCAUCAUGCUAUGAUGUAAUUCUUGUGCAAUACGUGAUGCUCAGAGCGGGUCAUUAAUGUGGCGCGCGCUUUUCCAUGCAAAACAGAGGGUUUAAUGUUUAAAUGAAACCGAACUAUUAAAUAGCCUAACUCUAAUAAACUGUCUUACUCCAAUUCCAUGAUUUAUGUUUGUUAUUGUUGUUGUUGUUCUGUUGACGUAAUGUCUGCUCGUGCAUGUAUGUGUGCUUCUCACCGAUAGAGGGAGUCGUUUGCCUUACAAAUAACUUUCUGCAACCUUUUGUUACUAGUAAUUGCCUUUGAAUGCAAGCUUUUUAAUAAAUAA